AUUCUCAAAGUCAAAUAGUUCUUAAGUCUGAAAGCGGUGAUUGUCGAAGAAAUAUCUUUGUUAUCCCCCACUAAAAUAUUUCUCAUGUACACGGAUUUCUUCUUCGAGUAUCCAAGCCAGUUGUUUAUCCAACAUUAAUAUAAGAUGCGGAAGCAUCUCUUCAGCUGCAUCACGUGCUCCUGUUAUUUAAACUACUGUUAUAACAAAGUCCUCUCAUUUUCUCAUCUGAAAAGAGACUAUAUUAGGUUCAUGGGAAAACUUGUUCACUUUCAGGUGAUUUACCUGUUUCAUUAUCUUGUGAUCUUUUCUGCAUUCCUCAAACAAACACAAAGUUUCUGCACCGCCCAAAAUAGACUCCUCUUGUUCCAAUUCAAGCAAAGUAUUAACGUUCACAACACAGCUUCAUCAGGCUGUGAAUCCAAUGGCAUCCCUUCUUAUCCCACGACUGAGUUUUGGAACACAAGUUCAGAUUGUUGCACGUGGGAUGGAGUAACAUGUGACCAAGUCUCCGGCGAAGUUAUCGGUCUGGAUCUCAGUUGCAGCCAGCUUCAGGGGAAGAUGGGCUCCAAUAGCUCCAUUUUCAAACUCUCUUCCUUGCAAAGCCUCAAUCUUGCUUACAACGAUUUCUCUUCUUCUGGGAUUUCUAGGAAUUUCUCAAGGCUCGGAAGUUUGAGGCAUCUUAACCUCUCCAGCUCUGGAUUCUCAGGUUCACUUCCAUCUGAUUUUUUGAGCAUGUUUAAUCUAGUUUCACUCGACCUUUCAUUAUCUGAUGGACUCACAAUUCAACCUCGUACUUUUAAAAUGCUUCUUCAAAACUCAACCCGAUUAAGAGAAGUUUUACUUACGGGUGUUAAUAUUCCUUCCGUGAUUCCACAUAAUCUAUCUAAUUCCUUAACCAUUUUGAAUCUUGGGGGAACUAACCUAUACGGGAACUGCCCAGAAGAAAUCUUCACUCUACCAAACCUGCAAAUUCUCCAACUUUAUAGCAAUUAUGAUCUCACUGGUCAUUUAUGGAAGGUGAAAUGGAAUGCCAGUAGUCAGCUGAGCUAUAUUGACAUUUCUAGUUCUGGUUUUUCUGGGGAGAUACCGGAAUCCAUUGGAUAUCUGCAUUCUUUGAACUAUUUAGAAAUCUCCAGCUGCAAGUUUUCUGGGUCCAUUCCUGAAUCUCUUGGAAAUUUAACACAAAUGACUCACCUGGAUCUCAAUUCCAACAACUUCUCUGGGAAGGUACCAUCUAGCCUUUCAAACCUUCAGCAACUCACAUUCUUGGAUCUUUCGACUAAUAGUCUCGAAGGCCGGUUGCCCGACUUUUUCAGCAAUUUCAGAAACUUGGCUUAUUUAAUGCUAAAUGAUAACCUUUUCACUGGAGAAUUCCCCUCCUCAAUAACCAACCUCACAGAGCUUACUAGUUUAGACCUGUCCAACAGUUCGCUUACCGGCCCUUUGCCUUCUGACAUUAGUGGAUUCCCUAACCUAGCUUUGCUGUUUUUAAAGGACAACUCAUUUAAUGGUAUAUUACCGCCCUGGAUAUUCAGCCUGCCUUCAUUAAAAUUCUUAGACCUCCAAUCCAAUGAACUUACUGGCCAUCUCUAUGAGUUUCAGUAUCAGUCAAUUCAAAGAAUUUAUCUUAGUGGAAAUAAGUUGCAUGGUCCAAUUCCAAAAUCGAUUUCAAAGCUUGUGAAUUUGACUUAUCUUGAUUUGUCAUCAAACUUAUUCAGUGGUCCAGUGGAUGUCAGCUUGUUUUCUAAACUGCAACCGCUUCAAUUUCUUAGUCUUUCUAACAACAGCCUUGUCCUAACCAGAGAUAGAAUGAAUGCUACCUUCCCUGAUUCCCUCACUUCUUUGUAUUUGUCAUCCUGUGGUUUAAAAGAUAUAGAACCCCUAGCAGCAGCAAGUAAUCUAUAUCGACUAGAUGUUUCUCGUAACAUGAUUCGAGGACGAGCAUUUUCCGACAAGAUAUGGUACAUGUGGGCUGAAACUUUGAUCUCUCUGGACAUUUCUCACAACUUUCUGACCCAGAUGAAUCAACUGCCAUUCACAAAUCUCUUCUUUCUUGAUCUUAGUCACAACUUGUUUCAAGGGUCAAUGCUCAUUCCACCCAUCACAACAAGGCUGUUCUUUGCUUCAAAUAAUAAUUUCAGUGGAAAAAUCCAUCCUUCAGUUUGCAAAUUAAGUAUUCUAAUGGUUCUAGAUAUCUCUGAAAACAACUUCAGCGGUGCCAUUCCUGAAUGUCUGGCAAACGUCAGCGAAGGUCUUUACGUGCUGGACAUGCACAGCAACCGCUUUUCUGGAAGAAUUCCAUCAAAUUUUGCAGUUGGAAGCAAUCUGAGAACGCUGAAAUUGCACAACAAUCAGUUGGAAGGAUCAUUGCCUCGAUCGUUGUCCAGGUGCAGAGAAUUGGAGGUACUUGAUGUUGGAUACAACAAUUUGAAUGGUACAUUUCCCACCUGGUUAGGAACACUUCCUAAACUGAAGGUUCUUAGCUUGAGGGCUAACAAUAUGCAUGGCCCGGUAAAUUCAUCCAGAGCUCCGGACUCAUUCUCCACUCUAAGAAUCCUGGAUCUUUCCAAUAAUGCAUUCGCUGGAAUUUUGCCAGAGAAAAUGUUUCAAAAACUUGGAGCAAUGAAGAGGGAAGAUGAAACAUCGCAGCCUUUGACAUACAUCGGAGAUGAAACUUAUCAAGAUUCCGUCAAGGUCAUAAUCAAAGGGCUGGACAUUAAUUUUGAGAGAAUUCUCUCCAUAUUUACAACAAUGGACUUCUCCAUCAACAACUUCACAGGGAAAAUCCCAGAUGCCAUUGGAGAUUUAGUUGCACUUCGAGGACUAAAUCUUUCACACAACGAUCUUUCAGGUCCAAUACCACAAGUUUUGGGGAACUUAAAGGUUCUUGAAUCCUUGGACCUGUCUUUAAACCAACUUCAGGGCCAGAUUCCUCAGCAGCUUACAAAUUUACCGUAUCUCUCUGCUUUCAAUGUCUCUUAUAACCACCUUCAGGGCAGCAUACCUCGAGGCCAGCAAUUCAAUACUUUCGAAAACAGUUCAUAUUUAGGGAACCCCGGGUUGUGUGGAUUUCCAUUAUCAAACACUUGUGGCGCUAAUGAUCAGUUGCCUAAAUCGCGACCACGGGUUGAAGAAGAUGAGGAAUUUUUCAACGGGUUUACUUGGAAAGCUGUGAUGAUUGGUUAUGGAUGCGGAAUGGUGAUUGGAUUUUUAAUAGGAUGCUUGAUAUUUAUCACCGGAAAACCUGAAUGGUUCAACGAAUUUGUCCAAGAAGAAAGUUCCAGGUUUGUUAAAAAGAAAUGGAGCAAGCAGGCCAAAGUAUUGUAAAUAUUUUACUGCUUAGGUUCUUCGAUUGAAGUUUUGUUUGCUUCACAACGUCAUAAUCAGAUAGAUUCAAUUUUCUACGCUUUCGUUCAAUUAGUAAGCAUAGUGACAAGAUGCCACAGGUUAAGAAAUUUUAAUGGCUUCAUAUGAUUCUUAUUUCCAAAUGUCCACUGCCAAUGAUUUAGAUGCUGAUUUUUCAACUGCAAUGAUAGAGCUGAUCUGAAGUAGGUCACCUGCUGUUAAUUUCAUUCAGCAAGACAAAUUCGGCCUACGCCUGAUAGAUCUUAGAUGUUUGGUCGUUUUCUAAACUCUGAAAAUGAUAAUCUACCAGCUAAACUUGAGCUGUAAAGGAUUGUAAAGAUGGUCAGUAUAUUUUAGUAACCGAGGG
Oldenlandia corymbosa var. corymbosa is the source of this 3712-nucleotide messenger RNA. NCBI's taxonomy places the organism in Eukaryota, Viridiplantae, Streptophyta, Magnoliopsida, Gentianales, Rubiaceae. The record is from the annotation of a GenBank genome assembly.